AUGGCGGGUAUGAAGGUGGAAAUAACCCACCUUCAGACCACGCGCAAGGUUUUCACGCGUUGGAUGAACUACCACUUGCGGUCGUCGUCUGUAGCGGUGGAGGACUGCGUCAAGGGCUUGCGAACCGGUGUGCGGUUGGCGCAGCUGCUGGACAGUCUCACGGGCUCGUCGCUCGUGUCGUCCAAGAAGUUCCAGUCGGGCUCAAUGGAGUCACUCGACCGGGCGACGCGGAUCCGCAACGUGCACUUGUGUCUGAUGUAUCUCGGUUCGACCUCGCUCUCGCUGACGGCGAUCGACGCCGAGGCGUUUGUGGAUGGCAAGACGGCGACGGUGCUGCAGUUCAUCUGGACGCUCAUUGUGCAGUACGAGGUGCUGCCGAUCACAGGCAGCUCGUCUAUCAAGUCUGUCUCGCACGUCUGCCAAACACUGGUGCGCAAGGUCAACGACGCGCUGCCAGGCUACAACGUGCUCAUCUCGAUCGAGUCACUCCCGCAUGACUUUAAGUCCGGUCUGGUUAUGGCUGCACUCUUCCACAUCAAGGACUUUCGGCUGGUGGACUUUUUCGGGCUGGUGCGAAGGCGGGCGACCCAGGCAGAGGUCUUUGAGGCCGUCAUUCCGCUGCUAGAGCUGCUGGACGUCCCGAUGUUUCUCGACACGGCCGACUUUGAGACGCUUGACGACUCGUUGUUUGUCACCUUUUUCUGUGCCUUCUGGAAAGCGUACAAGCAGUUUGAGCCAAGUGCAGCCGCAAGCGGGUCCGACGCAGCCGCGGGUCUCCGCGACAAGCUGACGGCAGCAUACGCCAAGAAAGCCGAGCUGGAGGCCGAGCUGGCCAACGCGCGGGCGCACAUUGCCUCGCUCACCGAACAGCUCUCCGAGACGCUGGCAAGUUCGGCCAAGACGGCUUCGGCCAAGGACGAGCAGGUCAAGCUGGCGCGGCAGGAUGUGCGCCAGCUGGAGAUGGUGGUGAUGGACCUCAAGGUCGAACUUAACGCCGCGGUGGAGCGUGCCGACGCAACAGCCAAGGCGCUGAGCGACACUCUGCUGCUCGAGCGCCAGCGCGCGGCAGCGGCGACGAAGCAGGAGGUCGACGCCCCGAGCGGCCAUGUGUUCCUGGCGUAUGUCGACAUCGAGGGCGGCAUGGCGCUAUGGGAGCAGGCACCCGAUGUCAUGUCGGACGCGCUCUUGCUAUACCAUGACCACGUCGAGACUGCGGCGCGGGUCCAGCACGGGUACAUGGUGCGUACCGAGGGCGACGCGAUGCUCCUUGCGUUUUCGACGGGCUCACAGGCAGUGACCUUUGCGCUCAUGCUCCAGCUCGCGCUCCUCGACGCCAACUGGGACGAACAGCUGUUGCGGCUGCCGCAGGCGAGCGUGGAGACCGGGCUGGGCACCGAGGUCCUCUUCUCUGGCCUCCGAGUUGCGAUUGCCAUUCACGCCGGCACGCCAAUGCGGUCGAUCGACAAGGCUACCAAGCGAGUUGACUAUCUCGGGCCGGAGCCUGCGCUUGCGCAGCUGCUGGCCUCCAAGGCGCACGGUGGACAGAUUCUCGUGUCGGACACUGCGUUCGAGGGCAUCGAGCCGCGCCUGUUUGAGAUCCGGCCGACGCCGCUGGUCACUCCGCUGGGGGUCAUCUCGCUGGCAUCUGUCGAGCGCAUUGUCUCGCUGACGCAACUGCUACCGGAACGCGUGGCGGACCGGCGGUUCCGUGGCUUCCGCACCUUGGCGGCUGACGAAGGAACCGGCGCUGGGGCCGGCGAGGCCGAUGCGGCGUCGGUGACCGAGCGCAAGAUGAUGCUGCUGACCGAGCGCAACUCGACCUUUUCAUCCAAGCUCAAGUCGCUCUCAUCCGAGGUGGAGACUGCGUCGUCUGCGGCGCGUAAGCUUGCCAAGACGCUGUCGCGGAUGCAGUACUCGACGUCGUCGAGCGGCGUCAACUCGGUCAUCCGAGACUUUAUGGAUGAGCUCGAGUCGGUAACCAUGACUCAGCGGACACUCAACGAGCGGCUGGCCAAGACCUGCAUCGAGAACGAGCAGUUUAGCGAGCACCUCUCGGCCAUUGAGAGCGCGUUUGAGGACGAGAUGGCGUCUGCGCGACGGUCGCUGAAAGACCGCGAGCGGGACCUCAACAUCAUCAAGCAGCAGCAGCUCGAGUCAACUUCGCUCACUGUGCGCGGGCCGGGCUCGUCAGCCAUGACCUCGCGCAUUGCAGCGCUUUCAGACCUGCACGAGUCAUACAAACGCAAGGCGCGGGCGACCGAGGUGCGCCUGCGGCAAGAACUCCGCUCGUCCAAAUCCGUCAUCAAGGAACUGAAGAAGGAGAUCAAGGUCCUGACCUUCAAGGUCAACAAUGCCAUCCAGCCAGAACUCGAGGAGCUGGUAUCGCUCGACUCGAUCCUGGCCGACGACGACCUACCGCCUGGCGCAUUUGCCAAACGCCCACCGCGUGGGCCGGCCAGAAGCCGGCUGCCGACACGACGGACCUCGUCGCGGCUCUCGGCGGCACUCUCGGAUCAGGAAACCACGUCAGUGGCGGCGAAAACCCCCCAGCGUGAGAGUGCGAGCUCACGGGCAAGCUCACGGACAAGCUCGCGCCAAGGCUCGGCUGAGAGCGUCGAGUCUGGGUGCGAGGAUGACAGCGUGUUGCAGCAUUCGUACUCGAUGCGUCUCUUUCCGGUCUUGCCGCGGGUUGACAGCGACCGUACGCGCUCGCCGUCGUGCUCACCGUCAGCGUCGCCACCUGCUCGGAACUCCAGCAGGCGGCUGAUGCGGUCGCAGUCGAUGCGGGCGACAACCGGUCUGAGUAAGGGAUCUCGCGGACGGCGGUCCCCUUCGACCGGAAAGAGCCAGCGCAGCGGCAAGUUGCGGCACUCGGCUAACUCACCAGGACAGGAUUUCCCUCCGUCGCAGUCGCGGUCUGGCUCACGCGGGCGGACCAGGUCGUCGCGAUCGUCGUCACGGUCAAAGAGCAAGGCGUCGACACUGUCGUCCUCUGCAACGUCGUCUCGCGCGCUCCCGCUCGCGCGCGACAUCCGCGAGCUUGUCCGCGAACUGCGCGGCGAGGCGCUCAAUGCUUUGCACAAGGCGCACAAGAACCCGCCGUCGAAGAGUGAGCACAAGGAGGCGAUUGCGUCGUCUGUCAACAGGAUCUUGGGCCUUGCGUUUUCGCCGACGCACGCGCCGUUCCCGAUCCUGCGCUGCGUCGAGCUUGUGACCCACGGCCUGAUCAAGGUGUACAGCGGAGUGGAUCUGCUGUACGCCUUCAAGCUGCUGGUGGGCGAGCUCGUCAACUCGAACCGGCUCUCGGACGAGAGCAUCGACUUUGUGGUCAAUGAGAUCGGGACGAGCCGAGGCAUCUUUGCCAAGCCCGAGUGGAAGGCUAAGUUUGACUCGUACCUCGCCGGCCUCCGCAAGAUGUCGCGAAAGACCAGGAAGCGAGACCGUCAGCUGCGGCAUCGUCGGUCUUCCACCGAUAUGCAGCCACUGCCGAGGCAUCGUUCAGAGCUGGACCGCUUUGGCAGCGUUGGCAGCCUGGCAGUCUUCCCGUCGAGCACUCUCGAAUCGGCCACAAGCCUCACCCUCACUAGCAGCUCGUCGCCAUGGUCGGGCACCUUUGGCAACGAGUCGAGCGAUCUGCUGCCGUACGAGGCGAAGCAGGCCGACGACGAUGAGUUUGCCAGCUCGUCGGGGACGGGCGAUGCAGACCAGUAUGGGUACUCGAGUGACGGCACUGAUAGCUGCAGGAGCGCGAACGAGAGCUUGAGCUUGAGCGAGAGCGAGAGCGCGAGCGUGAGCGGGUGGGAAGACUCGCAAUGA
Messenger RNA from Thecamonas trahens ATCC 50062, 3816 nucleotides. RefSeq lists its product as uncharacterized. The record is from RefSeq and is a predicted model, not a curated record. The coding region runs from base 1 to 3816 and encodes 1271 amino acids. Gene Ontology annotation, biological process: intracellular signal transduction; cyclic nucleotide biosynthetic process. The transcript is spliced from 3 exons. Gene Ontology annotation, molecular function: protein binding. NCBI's taxonomy places the organism in Eukaryota, Apusomonadida, Apusomonadidae.